CUUCCGCCGGGUCUCCGCCGCUAGCGGCUGUACCAUAAGUGUUCCAGCUGCUCCAUCCCCGACGGUGGCUACACCAACAGUGCCAGCAGUUGAUGUCUCCUCCCUCACCCACCAGGACACCUCAGUGCUGUCUGUAGACGACAGGACGAUUUCGAUUACUCAUUGAUGCCUUCUCCUUAACUGUGCUGGCCCUGAUCACACAGAAGAUGACAACUUCCACGAUCUCCUGAACUCUCACGAACCCCCAGAUACGCGAUGAUGAACGGUCGUGAACCUUUGCGCGGGUAUCCGCCCAGUAACGUCUCACCUCCAAAGGAACGACGGCCCAUGGGGGAUGCCCGCAAUGGCAGUGGCCCACGGCCUGGUGAUGGGUCUAUGUCAAGGGCUGAGAAGUUUGAGGACGAGAAGCGGAGGAUUGUCCGGAGCUGUUUUUCAAAGCAGGACAGUGACGGGUCAGUCGCGGAAUCAUACAUUACACACAUUCGCAUCACAGAAGAUGCCGCGUAUCCAUCUAGCCCUGCCCCGCCCAAUUCGGCACCCGACAACAAAAAGGCAAGAGUGAUUAUUGUUGCGGUUAGGAGAUCAGGAAGGGUGCGCAUGCACAAAGCUCGAGAAAAUAGUGACGGGUCAUUCUCCAUUGGAAAAACAUGGAUGUUGGACGAUCUCUCCGCCAUUCAAACAUAUACCGCCCUGCAGCCGACUUCGCCUCAGGAGCAACAGUACAAACAAUGGGCCUCUAAUGUUGGAUUCGUGGUUACAAUUGGAAAGCCAUAUUACUGGCAGGCUGCCACGGCCAAGGAAAAGGACUUUUUCAUCGGUAGUUUGGUGAAAAUCUAUAAGAAGUACACUGCAGGCAAAGUCCCCAACCUCAUUGGAUUCGACGAGCGUGAACGACUCCAGCUCCUUGGGGCAGGGUCCGCCGCGGCUUCUGGUGCCAAAAUGCCCCCCCAGGCUGCUCAACGUCCAGACGCCGCAUUGCCCCCUCCACGCCCACCGUCUCCACGGAGACCUCAAUCUCCAUAUUCCGGUCGUGCCCCCAGUCGUGAUGGGAAUAAGGAUGCCAGGCGACAGCGUCCAGAUGAGCCGAUGCUCCGUAGCCAACGGAGUCGUGAACAGAUGGGAAGACCGCCUGUGAGACCUGGUCAACAACUACCUGUCCCUGCGCUCUCAUCGUCGCGAGACCAGCCCCCUGCGAGACCUGAGCGGCCUGAACGGCCUGAGGGUACAGCGAUGCAGGAGAGCAGACCUCCCCCGUCUCGAGAUGGCAAAGGCAUGGUGGAUCUCAGACUGGGCAGAACUCGAGAUGCAGCCCCCGACUACCCGCGAGACAAAGAAACACUCCGACCUACCACUCCCGCCUCUGUAUCUGAACAGGCUCAACCUACAGCGCAAAGUCCAGCAGUCAGUUUAGGGCAGCGAACGAUGUUGUCUGAAACUACCGGCAGAGAUCAGGCGCCGUCUCGUGGAAGUGACAGGCUCCAGACUCGCGAUGUGUCCGACUAUCCAAGCUCUCUUCGUCCAGGCUCUUCCAGCAGCAGUAUCCUGAAAACCACAUCAGCACUGUCAGCGGAGGCGCAAGCAGAGGCAGAGGCAGAGGCGGAGGCGGAGGAGCAGGCACAGAAAGAAAAGGCAGAUGACUUGAGUCUUCCUUUGCAAGGUACAACUAGCGAACCGGCUACAGAGCCAGCCGUCAUUGCGACACCUGCAGUUCAGCCACUAGAAAGAUCUGCAACGGAACCAACAGCUGAUCAGGCCCAAGAGGAAGAGGCGCAUCGGCCCGGCCUUGGGCCCAUGGUAAAAAAGAAACCCGGCAAAGACCUCGCUGGUGCUCUCCGGAAGGCAGCCACCGCAUAUGGGGCUUUCAAGCCCAGAGCUGGAGGUGCUGCUGAGAGACUGAUGGCUGCGGCAAAGAAGAGCGCAGCAAAUGAGCCUGACGGUAUUACUGGUGUCGUCCCUGCGCCGCUGCUCCGCGGGACCAGCAACGAUUCGAUGCAGUCUGCGCAUACUGCACCCGAGACACCGCUUAAAGAGACACCCACACUUGCACCCGCGGCGGUUGCACCAGCAGCAGCUACACCAGUGGCAGUUACGCCUUCAGAAGAACUGCCUACUUUCGAGAUUACCCAACCUGCGGCUGAACAGGCAGCCCAGGUGGCAAAAGAUGAGGCUCUCGAUGCGUCGAAAGAAGUUACAGAGGAAAGGUCUAGGUCUAAGUCACCGUCUCCAAGUGGACGGCGCAGGAAACGCCGCGAAGACCGUACCGCCAAGUAUUGCGAGGCCCUUGGCAUCGAUCCGGCUGUCCUUGAAGGACGCGGCGCCGAGUUUGAUGAUAUUUUGACAGACCUGGGAUGGAACGGUCGACUGAGCGAUGAUAAGAAGAUCGAAGAUCUCGAGGCAGAUGUGCGUCGAGAGAUUGGCCGGGUCCAGGCUAGCAGCUGGUUGGGUAAUCUGGAGCAGCAGGAAGGGAAGGUAGACCAACUCGCGAAGCUCAUCGACAAGACAAUCGAAGAGUGUGAGGAGCUGGACGGCCUUCUCACGCUGUAUUCGCAUGAACUGAAUACCCUUAACGACGACGUCGCAUUUAUCGAAGCUCAGUCACAGGGUCUGCAGGUGCAGACGGCGAAUCAGAAGCUCCUCCAGAAUGAGCUGCAGAAUCUUCUGAAGACUCUUUCCAUCUCCUCGGAUGCCCUUCAGCCGUUGAAGGAGGCUUCUCUCAGUAAUCCAGAUGGCAUCAAGGAGACCGAAGUGGUACUCUCUACGUUGUACAAAGCGUUGCUCAUGAUCGACUCUAAUAUCGGUCAAAACAAGAAGCGUAUGGCUGACGCUGCUGGUGAGCAAGGUAGUAUCGGUAUCUAUGCCGAUACGGAAGUGGGACAGAUGCGGGCCAUCAGAGAGAAGAAGGAGGAGUACCGGUCUGAAGCCCGGCUGUUCUUGCAGCGCCUGAGGCAGUUUAUGUCGAUUGCGUUCAAGAUGGCAGAACAGAAGGUAAUCGAUGCAGCAAACAGCGCGUCUAAAGACCCUCUGAGAUUGGACAGCGCCCCUCGUGAGGCGGCUCGUCAGGAGCUUUGGAUCUACAAUGCUCUUAUGCUCUUUGCCCGGGAAGUUAGCACGUCCGAAUGGAACGGAAUUAUCGGGCUUUAUGAACAGGAAGCCAAGGGACCUUAUCAGAAUGAGUUCCGGGAGAAUAAUUUUGCCUGGAAGAAAGCCGCCAAAAAGCCUACGGGCGACGAGCAUGAACUGCUUUUUACCCAUCAAGAAAAGGAAAAAGAGAGCGAAGGCAUCACGACGGCUGCCCGUAAACUGACCGUGAGACGAGGCAAGACCAUGAAGAUCGGACAAGGCCUCCGGCCUUCCCUGAGCGGAGAGAAGCAGGGUGGGAAGUUGGAGCCUUGCGAAGUAUUUGCCGGCACCCUGCAAGAGACAGUGAGAUCGAUUGCCGAGGAACAGAACUUUAUCGUGCAGUUCUUCCACUUGAAUUCACUCACCACCGUCGAGUUCCCUGAUCUGGUGGCUGGUAGCGAUCCUGAGCGCCGCAGGAAACCCGAUAUGAGCGUCCGACAGAUGCAUGACCCUGACCGUGAGAUGGCGCGGAAAGUGGAACAGAUCAUGGAUGACAUCUAUGCCUUCUGGCCGAAUGAUGUCCAGAGCCUGGUCGACUGGGCCAUCAAGUCCGAUCAACUGCAAGGAGUCGGCAUUUUACACGCGUUGGAGAAAGCCAUUACGGACUUUGAGGACACCAACCAGGAGUUCAUUGUGCAUUCGCUCCAGAAACUGCACACCCGGCUGUCGGGGCUGUUUAGCCGCUUCGUCGACGAUCAGAUCCGCGGCAUCGAAGAGACCAAGGUCAAGGUCAACAAGCGGAAGGGUGUCAUCUCGUUCAUGCGGACGUUCCCGAACUUCUCUGCUGCCAUUGAGAACAUGCUGGCGGCCCCGGAGCAGGACUUCUCCGAUAUCCGUCUGAGCGUCAACGAGGCGUACAACAAGAUCAACCAGGCAAUGUGGGAGAGCUUGAAAUUCAUUGCCAAGGAGGCGCCCGGCCAGCAGCCGGGUGCUACGACGGGCGCUGGCGACCCGGAGGACAAGGAGGCCUUGAAUUACCAUAUCCUGCUGAUCGAGAACAUGAACCACUACGUCGAGGAAGUGGAUGUGCGAGGCAUUCCAGUGCUGGAGCGCUGGCGCGAACGGGCGAUACAAGACAUGGGCGAGCACAUGCGGCUGUACAUGGAUGCGGUGAUCCGUCGACCGCUUGGCAAGCUCCUUGAGUUUGUGGAGUCGACCGAGUCGCUGAUGGCGACGACCAGUAAUCCCGCCGACGUUGCGUCCCGGGCGAGCCACUCGCGGUCCGUGGCGAAGAAAGUGUUUGCGAGCUACGAUGCGAAGGAGGUGCGUCGGGGCGCUGAACUGCUGAGGAAGCGGGUCGAGAAGCACUUUGGCGAGUCGGAUGACACGACGCUCAGUCGCAACUUGGUGGCCAAGGUGCUGCAGGAGUGUGAGGCUCGAUACGCGAGCACGUACGACCGGACGUUGCGGAUCAUCGACACGGUCUACGAGGGCCAGCUGGACCUGGAGUGGCGCAAGGAAGAAGCUACUGCGAUGUUCAAGCGGUGAAGCGACAUGAGGUGAUGGACCGCCUUCAUGCGUCGUGCUCUUCUUCUCUUCUUCUCUUCUU
This is a messenger RNA of Paecilomyces variotii, 4669 nucleotides long. Its product is annotated as exocyst complex component Sec3. The coding region runs from base 256 to 4608 and encodes 1450 amino acids. Gene Ontology annotation, cellular component: plasma membrane; exocyst. Gene Ontology annotation, molecular function: phosphatidylinositol-4,5-bisphosphate binding. Gene Ontology annotation, biological process: Golgi to plasma membrane transport; exocytosis. The transcript is spliced from 3 exons. The record is from RefSeq and is a predicted model, not a curated record. NCBI's taxonomy places the organism in Eukaryota, Fungi, Ascomycota, Eurotiomycetes, Eurotiales, Thermoascaceae.